Messenger RNA from Olea europaea var. sylvestris, 3065 nucleotides. Its product is annotated as putative disease resistance protein RGA1. The transcript is spliced from 2 exons. Lineage: Eukaryota; Viridiplantae; Streptophyta; Magnoliopsida; Lamiales; Oleaceae. The record is from RefSeq and is a predicted model, not a curated record. Gene Ontology annotation, molecular function: ADP binding; protein binding. The coding region runs from base 124 to 2820 and encodes 898 amino acids. Gene Ontology annotation, biological process: defense response to other organism.
CAGCUACCUGUUUGAAACUAAAUUCUAAAAGAGUUGUUUUGUACACGAGCUUUUAGAGGAAGUAACCUGAGUCAGUUCCCUCUAAAAGUUUUUUGAUUUGUGCUAGUUCAAUCUAAUUCGGCGAUGGCUGUUUUCGCACUGGUGGAGCGAUUGGCUCCUCUGAUCGAGAAGGAGGUAAAUCUGCUCCUCGAAUCCAAAAAGGAAGUGGAAAAUCUCACUGGGAAGUUGAAGAAGAUCCAGGAAGUGCUGAAGGAUGCAGAGAGAACUGGAGUGACUGAUUCAAAGGUCAAAUUUUGGCUAAAAGAACUGCAAGAUGUAUCCUAUGAAAUGGAUGACGCAUUGGAUGAAUGGCAAACUGCGAAUCUUCAACUGCAUAUUGAAGGAUCUGAGGAAGUUUCUGAUCCUCGGGAGAAGGUACUUUCGUUUAUUCAAUCUCUUUGCUUAUGCUUCAAAAAUGUAGUUGGGCGUCGUGAAACUAAUCUGAAGAUAAAGGGGUUGAUAGAGAAACUAGAUUCGAUUGAUCAAAAGAAAGAUGAGUUUGGUUUUCUUCCUAGUGGUGGCCACAAUUUUCAUGAAUUUAAGCCAUUUGAAUCGACUUCUUUUGUUAAUUCUGCAAAUGUACAUGGUCGCAAUAUUGAUAAGGAACACUUGAUACAAAAAUUGUUGUCUGAGGGGGGCAUUGGAGUCGAGAUUGUUUCGUUAGUAGGGACUGGAGGGGUUGGGAAGACAACUCUUGCUCAAUUAGCCUUUAAUGAUCCUGAAGUUAAGCAACAUUUUGAAUUAAAAAUAUGGAUUUGUGUUUCGGAUCCUUUUAACCCGAUUGAGAUUGCAAAAUCAGUUCUUGAGGCCAUUGAAAAGAAUUCCUCCGACAAGAGUUCCUCCAACAUCUCGAUCUUGCAAAUGGUAUUAGAACGAGUGGAAAACUCAAUUUCAAAGAAAAGAUUUCUUAUUGUCCUAGAUGAUAUGUGGAAUGUGGACGACAUGAAGUGGGAACCCCUGAAAAACUCUCUCCAGGGUGCCCCCGGAAGUAGAAUUUUGGCGACAACAAGGAGCGAUGAGGUUGUUAGAGUGAUAGGCACGAACAGACGGCAAUCAGUGGGCCUACUAUCCCCUGAUGACUGCUGGUCACUAUUGAGCGGGAUAGCUUUCUCCGGAAGAAGUGAGGAGGAGUGCGAGAAAUUAGAAGGUAUUGGUAGAGAGAUUUCGACAAAGUGCAAGGGGUUGCCACUUGCUGCAAAAAUUAUGGGAAGCCUGCUACGCCUGAAAGAUACCGUAAGACAGUGGCGAAAUGUUCUGGAGAGUCCUUUGUGGCAGUUGAAGGUAGCAGAAGAGAAGCUUUUCCCCCAUUUGUAUUUGAGUUACAAUGAUUUGUCUCCAGAACUUAAGUGCUGCUUCUCUAGUUGCAUCAUCUAUCUAAAAGAUACCUUGAUACAUUUGGAUGAUCUUAUCAUGCUCUGGAUGGCACAUGGUUAUCUUGGUUCGAGUGGAAAUGUAGAUAGCAUGCAAGGGAUGGGGCUAGAGUUAUUUGAGAACCUAGCAAUGCGGUCUUUCUUUCAAGAGUUGGAGAAGGAUAAAUAUGAUGAAAGUAAAAUCUCUUGCAAAAUGCAUGAUAUUAUGCAUGACUUCGUCACGUAUCUCUCAGAAGAUGAUCACUGCUUAAUCUUAUAUGGUGGAGUAGAGAUUAUGAAUUGUGAUAUCGGAAAAGUUCGCACCUUUUGUGCUAGAAAUGUUUCUCAAGAAAGUCUCCCUUUAAAUCCCUUUAGUUGUUUAAAAUGUGUACGGGUACUUAUUGCGAGCGAUUGUGGUUUGGAAGAACUUCCACAAGAGAUAGGAAAAUUAAUUCACUUGAGGUAUCUUGACUUGAGCUCCAAUCCUAUAAGAGGACUCCCAGAAACCUUGUGUGAUUUGUAUAAUUUGCAAACUUUGGAUCUCCGAAGCUGUGACGAUCUCUCCGCACUCCCUCAAGGGAUCUAUAAAUUAAUAAAUCUACGACACCUUCUCUUUGAAGGUUGGAGUAUGAAUUCAAUUCCUCAAGGACUAGAGAGAUUAACCGGUCUUUGGAUUUUGAGUUGUUUCAAAGCAGGAAGAGGAUCAAGUAAGUUAGGAUAUUUGAGAAAACUAAACGAACUUCGAGGAUAUCUACAACUUAUUCUGGAUGACUUGACUGAGUUAGAAGACUUGGUUGACGCUGAGAAAGCAGAAUUUAAAAAUAAGAUAUACAUUCGAGAAUUGAACAUCAUUUUUAAUGGGAAGGUGAGGGCAGACGUAUUGGAAGCUCUUCAACCACCUCCAAAACUGCAAAGUUUACGAUUGUCUGGAAACGAUGGAACCCAACUUCCAGAAUGGAUCACCACGUCCCUUAACUAUCUAAGGGUGCUUAGUUUCUCAUUUUUUAAUAACUGCUCAUCUUUGCCCCCUUUGGGAAAACUGCCGAUGCUUGAGGAGCUUCGGAUAUCAUUCAUGGAUGGCCUGAAAUAUGUGGGCAAUGAAUUCUUGGGGAUAAUGGAGACUAUCCAGGAACCACCGAAUGCGGGACCUGCAUUCCCGAAGUUGAGGAUAUUGGGUAUUGAGUAUUGUGUCAGCUGGGAAAAGUGGGAGGAUAUAACUGGGGAUGAAAAAGACCAUCUCUUAAUAAUGCCAUGUCUCAGGGAGUUAGAAAUCAUUGGUUGCAACAGGUUAAAGGCAUUGCCACAUUACCUCCUAUCGUCUCUGGAGUAUUUGACUGUCGAGGACUCCUCUUGUCUAGCUUCACUUUACGGGGACAGGACUGGAGACGAAUGGGACAAGAUAUCUCACAUUCCCCACAUUUAUGUUAUAUAAACAGAAUGGAAAGCGCUAAGAAAUGCGUUUUCGUCAUUACCGUCCUCAAAACUCCCCAAGCUAAAGUGAUCAAAGCUGAUGGAUAUGAAAAUGGGCAAAAUAGUGGAGACACUUUGUGCUGGAUCUUUGUGUUGAAAAACUAUAUCUUUAGAAUUGUAGUUAUUGGAUGAGAUUGUUGUUUGUAUUUUAAUAAAUAUGGAACUGUGUGUUGAUGUUUUAGUCAUAAAGUUUUAGGUUUUAAUUCA